This is a messenger RNA of Arabidopsis lyrata subsp. lyrata, 994 nucleotides long. Its product is annotated as rRNA-processing protein fcf2. Gene Ontology annotation, biological process: RNA processing. Gene Ontology annotation, cellular component: nucleolus. Gene Ontology annotation, molecular function: RNA binding. The transcript has 6 exons. The record is from RefSeq and is a predicted model, not a curated record. Bases 212 to 802 code for a protein of 196 amino acids. NCBI's taxonomy places the organism in Eukaryota, Viridiplantae, Streptophyta, Magnoliopsida, Brassicales, Brassicaceae.
AAUUAAAAAGAGGUUCCCUUCCUCAAACGCUUAUCAUCGUCAAUCGACGCCGUAUAUUGUUGUAGACAGUUCCAUCAACUAGGGUUUUCGUCGGCCGGAAUUUCCAGAUAACCAAGGUCAAAGACUUUGCGGGUCAAGAAAUCGAACAGUUUGAGAAAGAGAAGACGAUCGCUUAGCUCUUCAGUCCAAAGAACAAAGGCAGUUUAGAGUUAUGGCAGAGACUAAACCAUUGAUUGGUCUAAAAUGGGAACCAAAGCUUCCAGGCUUAUCCUUAGACUCGACAACUGGUUCCAGUUUAAGCAAAAGAGCUGAGAGUCAUGAAAGCAGUUCGCUCUGGAUGUCUAAGUCAGAGCUUGUCGAUGGUCUUUGUCUUCCACCUAAUGAUCCAAAGAAGAUUAACAAGAUGAUUAGGAAACAAGUCAAAGAUACCACUGGUUCAAACUGGUUUGAUAUGCCUGCACCAACAAUGACUCCUGAGUUAAAAAGAGAUCUUCAGUUGCUUAAGUUGAGAACUGUAAUGGAUCCUGCUCUACACUACAAGAAAUCUGUGUCACGGUCAAAACUAGCUGAAAAAUAUUUCCAGAUUGGAACAGUAAUUGAACCAGCUGAAGAGUUCUAUGGAAGAUUAACAAAGAAGAAUAGAAAAGCAACUCUUGCUGAUGAGUUGGUGUCAGAUCCCAAAACUUCUCAGUACAGGAAGCGUAAAGUUAAGGAGAUUGAGGAGAAGAGUAGAGCUGUUACAAAUAAGAAGUGGAAGAAAAAGGGAAACCAGUCCAAGAACAAAAAGCAAAGAAGGAACUGAUUUACUUUUGUUGGAAUAUGAUCAUAGUUUGGGAUACAUUUUUCUGUUUUGAUUAGAAUAUUGAUCAUAGUGUCGUGACACACUUUCUUUUGGUGCUAUAGAUUCACAUUACCUUGUAAUGACUGUUGUUGUUUUAUGGGCUUCGUUUAAAGGAUUUGUGUUAUCCGUUAACCGAUAAUAUUUAUUUUGAAA